Messenger RNA from Lycium barbarum (goji berry), 999 nucleotides. RefSeq lists its product as uncharacterized. The transcript is spliced from 4 exons. The record is from RefSeq and is a predicted model, not a curated record. The coding region runs from base 1 to 999 and encodes 332 amino acids. Lineage: Eukaryota; Viridiplantae; Streptophyta; Magnoliopsida; Solanales; Solanaceae.
AUGGAAAAAAUUGCAGAAGCUGUAGCAUUUCGCGCUGGAAUGAGUGUGGGGUCAAAAAACACUCCACUCAAUAUUCAAAGUGUUAUGGAUAUUGUUCGUAACUUGCCUGGUAUGGUUGUUCGAAGUGACCUAUGGUGGAAAGCGAAUAUGUCGUUGACUAAAAAUAAUAGUGACGAUGUUGAAGAAGUUCUUAUAGGACAUGGGGUUGGAAAUCGAAUGAUUCAAGAACGAUUUCAACACUCUGGAGAGACCGUUAGCAUACAUUUCCAUAAAGUUUUACUAGCAUGUUUGAAAUUGGCUAUGGACAUUAUUAAGCCAAAAGAUCCAGCUCUUUCAGAUGUUCACACUAAAUUAAGAGAUGAUAAAACGUAUUGGCCAUAUUUUAGAAAUUGCAUCGGAGCUAUAAAUGGCACGCAUGUAGCUUGUAUUGUUCCUUCGAAGGAUCAAAUAAAAUACAUCUGCAGGAAAGGCUUCACUUCCCAAAACGUAAUGACUGUAUGUGAUCGGGACACGUGCUUUACAUUUGUAUGGCCUGGGUGGGAAGGUAUUGCAUUUGAUGCUAGAAUAUUUGAUCAAGCACUCGGAAGGCAAGACCUUAACUUUCCACAUCCUCUAGCAGGUAACUAUUAUUUAGUUGAUUCAGGAUAUCCAACAAUGUUGGGCUACUUAGGACCAUAUAAGGGUGAAUGUUAUCAUCUUUCUGAUUUUGGACGUAAUUCAAGUUUCAGAAAUCCAAAUGAGAUUUUCAAUUUUUUUCACUCUAGUUUGAGAUGUACAAUUGAAAGAACAUUCGGGGUCUGGAAAAAUAGGUUUUCUAUUUUACGUUCAAUGCCAUCAUUCAAGUUUCACACUCAGGUUCAUCUUGUUACAACUACAAUGGCUAUACAUAAUUUCAUACGAAGAAAUUCUUCCACUGAAGCUGAAUUUGAUCAUUAUGCAAAUGAAGACAUUAUGCCAAAGCUUGAGGAAGAAGAUGGACAUUCAGGUAGUCAUUUAUAA